Molecule: messenger RNA, 1546 nt
Organism: Cercospora beticola
Lineage: Eukaryota; Fungi; Ascomycota; Dothideomycetes; Mycosphaerellales; Mycosphaerellaceae
Product: NADH:flavin oxidoreductase/NADH oxidase
Cellular component (GO): intracellular anatomical structure
Molecular function (GO): NADPH dehydrogenase activity; FMN binding; NADP binding
Source: RefSeq, a predicted model, not a curated record
AUUGGAGUUGCUGCAAGUGCACCUGCUACGAAGCGCUUUAGCAGUUAUAAAACUUCUCUUCUCUUUUCUCUUCCUCACCACCAGUCCUUGCCAAAUCUCACUCCAGGAAUCCGAAGUCAAACCCAGCCACAAUGUCGACUUCACACCACAACAUCAACGAGAAGCCAGCUCAGACGCCCGACCACAACAUCAAUUACCGAGCUCCUGGCAUUUCCUACUUCACACCUCUACAGGAUCCUCCGGCUGGUACAGCACUGCUCGUGGAGGACCAGAAAGAUGUGCCGAAGCUUUUCAAGCCGUUGAAGCUGCGUGGCAUGACAUUGCAAAACCGCAUUAUGCUCAGUCCACUUUGCCAGUACAGUGCCGAAGAUGGACACUACACUAUGUGGCACAAGACACAUAUCGGCGGUAUCGUUCAGCGUGGUCCAGGUCUGACAUGUAUCGAAGCAACCGGCGUACAAGCACGAGGCAGAAUCACGCCAGAAGAUGUUGGACUCUGGAAAGACAGCCAAAUCGCUCCAAUGCAAGAUGUGGUCGAGUUCGCUCAUAGCCAGAAUCAGCACAUCAUGAUCCAGCUUGCCCACGCUGGACGAAAGGCAAGCACAGUCGCUCCAUGGCUCAGUUCCGGAGACAUUGCCGGGAAGGACGUGAAUGGCUGGCCAGACGAUGUGAUUGCUCCAUCUGCAAUCCCGUGGAACGAGAAGCAUGCCCAACCAAAAGAAAUGACUUUGCAGGACAUCGCAGACUUGAAGAAGGAUUUCAACGAUGCUGUUAAGCGUGCCUUGAAAGCUGGUUUCGAUGCUAUUGAGAUUCACAACGCUCACGGAUAUCUACUCCACUCUUUCCUCAGCCCUGUCAGCAACCAGAGAACAGACCAAUACGGCGGCAGCUUCGAGAACAGAAUCCGUCUAACACUGGAGAUUGUCGAAGAGACUCGUGCCACGAUUCCAAAGGAUAUGCCUCUCUUCCUCCGCAUUUCGGCGACAGAUUGGCUCGAGGAGCAAAAGGACGAAUUUCCCGAAUCUUGGACCGGAGACGAUACUGUCAAGCUGGCUCCUCUGCUCGCCGAACGUGGCGUUGAUCUCCUGGACUGCUCUACGGGUGGCAACCAUCCAAAGCAACACCCUCAUGUCAAGCCGGCGUACCAGGCUCCGUUCGCAAUCAAGGUGAAGCAAGCUGUGGGAGACAAGAUGGCCGUCGGCUCAGUCGGCGCGAUUGAAUCUGCCGAGCUUGCGAACUCUUUGCUUAAGAAGGACAAUCUGGACCUCGUAAUCGUGGGACGAGGAUUCCAGAAGAAUCCUGGCUUGGUGUUCAAGUGGGGAGACGAUCUUGGCCUACAUGUCAAUAUGCCGAACCAGAUUCGCUGGGGAUUUGGUGGACGCGGGAAACGCGCAGGCAAACCGGUGACAGAGGUGAAGGAGCUGUAUGAUGUGUUCCCAGGCACGAAGUAGACGGUUCUUGGUUCAUGAUAUGCAUGAUUGACUUCAUGAGAUGAUGAAGAUAUGAUAGAAAAAGACACAUAUACAAUCGACUACCAGAGUAGACC